AUGCAGGUUAUUGUGCAACUACUCCGUAGCGUAAACUCGUGGCGAAAAUCGAAUCGCAACCGUUCGCCCAAACGUGACCCUCCCCUCGCCAUCGCUUUCCUUUCCCACGCUUCCGCUCUCUUUCGCCCGCGUCGUCGCCAUCGCUUCCGCAGCUCGUCGCGUGCCCGUCGCCUUCGCUCCGCCCGUCGCCUUCACUUCUCCCCCGUCGCCUUCACUUCUCCCCCGUCGCCUUCACUCCCCCCCCUCUUCCGUUGCCUUCAUUUCCCCCUCCCGUCGCCUUCACUUCCCCCUCCCGUCGCCUUUACUUCCCCCUCCCGUCGCCUUCAAUUCCCCCUCCCGUCGCCUUCGUUUCCCCCUCCCGUCGCCUUCAUUUCCCCCUCCCGUCGCCUUCAUUUCCCCCUCCCGUCGCCUUCACUUCCCCCUCCCGUCGCCUACUGUCGGAGAAUCAUCCUCUGUUGCAUCCCGUGGCUUGCCUUCUCCUUCCUGGACUCACCCUCGCUCCCUUCUUCUUCUGAGCUCUGUUCCUUAACUGAAUAUAUUGCUAACAACAAUCUAUUCGGUGACACUACACUUCCCCCUCCCGUCGCCUUCACUUCCCCCUCCCGUCACACUCGCUUCCCCACCCGUCACCUUCACUUCCCCUCCCAUUGCCUUUCACUCUCUCCUGCUCAAUCUCUUUCCCCCUGCUCACUCUCUUCCCCCCUGCUCACUCUCUUUCCCCCUGCUCACUCUCUUCCCCCCUGCUCACUCUCUUCCCCCCUACUCACUCGCUUCCCCCCUCCUCAAUCUCUUCCCCCCUGCUCACUCUCUUCCCACUCUCUUCCCCCCUGCUCACUCUCUUCCCCCCUGCUCACUCUCUUCCCCCCUGCUCACUCUCUUCCCCCGUGCUCACUCGCUUCCCCCCUCCUCAAUCUCUUUCCCCCUGCUCACUCGCUUCCCCCCUCCUCAUUCUCUUUCCCUCUGCUCACUCCCCUUGUUCUAACCCCACUUUCCCCAUUUCUCACCCAUUUUCCCCCUUCACGCUCUCUUACCCCCUCUGCUCGCCCCUGUUUUCCCAACUCACGCCUAUACUCACUCUCUCCCCCCCUGCUCACUCUCUUCCCCCCCUGCUCACUCUCUUUCCCCUUGCUCACUCUCUUUCCCCCCUUCUCACUCUCUUUCCCCCUUCACGCUCUCUUUCCCUCCCUUCCGCCCGUUGCCCCCCUUCGUCUCGCGCUCGUCCCCUCGCAAUCCCCGUCUCUCUCUCCCCCCGUCGCCCUCGUUUUCCCCGUCGCCCUCCCUUCCACUCCUCGUUGCCCUCGCCAUCCCUCCCUUCUCCCUUCCCAUCUCGCACACUUGUCACGCCCCCUUUCCAACCCGCACAUACACCCUUCCCUUCUUCCCUGUUUCCUCGUAUCCCCUGCGCUGCUCCCCCCCAUCCUCCGACUUGCUCCCCCCAUCCCCUUCCCUGCUUCCCCCCAACCCCUUCCCUGCUCCCCCCCAUCCCCUUCCCUGCUUUCCCCCUUCCACUUCCCUGCUUCCCCCCGUCCCCUUCCCUCCUUCCCCCGUCCCCCUCCCAGCAUCCCCCCAUCCGCUUCCCUGCUCACCCCCAUCCCCUUCCCUGCUCCCCCCCAUCCGCUUCCCUGCUUCCCCCUAUCUCCUUCCCUGCUUCCCCCUAUCGCCUUCCCUGCUCACCCCUGCUCCCUCUGUUUGCUCCCUCCCCUUCUUCUCUGCUCACUCUCUUCCCCCUUGCUCACUCUCUUUACUUCUGCUCACUCUGUUCCCCCCUGCUUCCUCUCUUCCCCUCUGUUCAAUCUGUCCCCCGCUGCUUCUUCUCUUCCCCUCUGCUCAUUCCGUUUACUGUCUUUCCCCCUUCACUCACCCCCAUACCCCCCAAUGCAGUUACAGGAACGGAGGAAGGGAGGAAGUGAGGAAUGCAGGAAUGAAGGAAGGGAGGAAGUGAUGAUGGGAGGAAGGGAGGUAGGGAGGACGCUUGGGGGAGAAGCAGAAGGGAGGGGAGGAAGAGAGGCUGGGGAGGAGGGUGGGGAGGAGGGUGGGGAGGAGGGUGGGGAGGAGGGUGGGGAGGAGGGUGAGGAGGAGGGUGGGGAGGAGGGUGGGGAGGAGGGUGGGGAGGAGGGUGGGGAGGAGGGUGGGGAGGAGGGUGGGGAGGAGGCUGGGGAGGAGGCUGGGGAGGAGGCUGGGGUGGGGCGGAAUGGGGUGGGCCAGAAAGGGGUGGGGCGGAAUGGAGUGGGGCAGAAAGGGGUGGGGCGGAAUGGGGUGAGGCGGAUUGGGGAGAUGAGGGAUGGGGAGAUGAGGGAUGAGGAGAUGAGGGAUGGGGAGGUGUGGGAUGGGGAGGAGAGGGCUGGGGAGGAGAGGGAUGGGGAGGUGAGGGAUGAGGAGGUGAGGGAUGGGGAGAUGAGGGAAGGGGAGAUGAGGAAUGGGGAGAUGAGGGAAGGGGUAAUGAAUGAACGUGUAUGCGACGGAAGGGUGCUGCUGACCACGCACCCUCCCACACCCCACGCGAUGGGAAGGGAUGAGAGGGUGGCCGGCAUGGGUAGAGAAGCGAUGGUGAAUAGGGGGAACGUGAUGGGCAGGGGAGUGAUGACGACGUGGAGAGAGGAGGAGAGAAGGGAGGUCGGCGGGAAGGCUAAGCGAGGACGAUGGGAGGGCAAGCGUAGGCGACAGUGGCGGUGGGCGACGGUGGCGGUGGGCGACGGUGACGGUGGGCGACGGUGGGGAGAAGCGUGGGCGACGGUGGGGGGAAGCGUGGGCGACAGUGGGGGGAAGCGUGGGCGACGGUGGGGGGAAGCGUGGGCGACGGUGGGGGGAAGCGUGGGUGACGGUGAGGGGAAGCGUGGACGACGGUGGGGGGAAGCGGGGGCGACGGUGGGGGGAAGCGUGGGCGACGGUGGAGGGAAGCGUGGGCGACGGUGGGGGGAAGCGUGGGUGACGGUGGGGGGAAGCGUGGGCGACGGUGGGGGGAAGCGUGGGCGACGGUGGGGAAAGCGUGGGUGA
Messenger RNA from Closterium sp. Naga37s-1, 2994 nucleotides. The record is from the annotation of a GenBank genome assembly. Lineage: Eukaryota; Viridiplantae; Streptophyta; Zygnematophyceae; Desmidiales; Closteriaceae.